AUGGACGACGACGACAUGGAUGCUUCGCCCGAUGGGGGGGUGUCUAAGCGUGCGUGCGACAGCUGCCGCACCCGCAAGAUACGUUGCGACCGCAAUGUGCCCUGCUCCAACUGCAGGGCCAGCAGGCUGACCUGCAAGACAACCGCGCCCCAACAGAAGGCCCAGCGGCAAAGAGUGCACAUCUCGGAAGAAUACGAGAAGAAGAUAGACCGGAUUGAAGACCGGCUGGCGGGAAUCGAGAAUGUCCUCGCCAAUCUGUCAUCGAAGCUCGGCAGCCUCGAUCUUCACAAAGACAGCCAUGACACAAGCAGCCAGUCGCGGUCCAGCCGCGUGGGCCUGUCUCGAAGCCCGGGAAGUGCCUUGCAAGAAGCUCAUACGCCGGCACCAUUCGAGGGCGAGAGCUCGAUUAACAUUCAGUCCGUCUACGCUCGCGAGAUGCUGGCACAGGUAAUCGACAACACCCCUUCCAUCGGCCAGAAUGAAGAAGUCAAAAUGGCCCUCACUGCUCUGUCGGAAAUCGUAUCGCAGCAAGGCCAGGCCGGAGCUCCAGGCAACCGCUUCUACAAUCGCUCCCUUGCCGAGAUAGACUCUACACAGCUGGAGAAGCCUCCUUGGACCGCGGUUUCAAACGCGCUGGAAACGGCUAUGAAAUACCCAACCAUGGCAUUUGCUGUCGUGUUCCCCUUUCUCAGGAUGCCAAACCUGAGAGACAUCUUCUACGAUGCAUAUCACAACCCUGACACAUGUGGUACGCCUCGACGCAUGCUCACCUAUGGUAUCCUGGAGAACAUUUACACCGAAUUCCUCGCUUUUCGUCCACCAGACAUGGAUGUCAGCGAGUACGCCACGUAUGCGGCCAUGUGUAAGCGCCAAUCAGAGGUGGCCCUGAGCCAGCUCGACCUUUUUAUGCCAGCAAGCUACGAAAAUAUCAUGGCUUUGGUGCUUGGGGCAGCACAGGCAACUCACAUGUGUAAGCCUUCUCUUUGCUGGGUCUUGACAUCGUGUGCGGCAGGCAUGUGCAUAAAUCUAGGCUAUCAUCGUAUCAACACCAUGAUCCACGACCCCCCUGCAGACAAGGAGUCAAAGAUUUAUAUUUUCUGGAUGAUCUACAUGUUCGACAAGACACUGUCGCUUCGGCUGGGGCGGUCAAGUGUCCUUCAAGACUGGGAUAUAUCGCUGCCUUUUAUUCUCGAGAUCACUCCGAGCGACGCCCUCUCGCAUCAAAGUCGUAUGCUGUCCUACUGGGUCAAGGUUGCUAGGAUACAGGGCUUGACUUACGAAAAGCUCUUCUGCCCUGCUGCUUUUCUCAAGUCCACCGAGGAACGCACGGCAAUCGCAAUAGACCUUGUCAAUGCCAUGAAUCAAGCCUGGUACGAACGAGCCGAUGCAUCGGCUGCCUCUUCAAAUUUAGGCAAAAAUUCCACUGCCACACAAAGGCCGACUGCCAUAGGCCGCGAUCCGAACGAGACGCCGCUGCCGUCUCAGUACAAGCGAUAUGUACAGCAGCGGCUAAAGAAAGACAGCAAUCCCGACGCAUAUAUUCAAGACGCCUGGGAGCGUGUCGAAGACAUCUUCUUUCAUUCAGACGUCGUCACGCACUACUCGACAUGUGCGCUCAUACAACGCUCGGUAAGCCCUGGCAACAUGGCCUUUAACAAAGAGUGUCUUGAGUCAUCACGAGAAGCCCUCAAGGCUAACAAGAGGGCUGCUGCACAAUUCAACAAAAAAGGUGAAGAGGAGCUGUGGUCGGGAUAUCUACAUUGGUCCAUUCUUCAAGCACCAUUCACACCGUUCAUCGUUAUAUUUUGCCAUGCCAUUCAAAAGGCAGCCACUUCUGAUGUCAGCGCUGACCUCAACUCUCUUUCCGAAUUUGUCACUAGUCUCGAAUCUUGUCGUACCAUCUCUGAGGGCUUGGAUAAGCUCUAUAGGAUGUGUCAUCUAUUCCUACGCGUGGCGAGGUUUUACGUGUUGGCCAAGAGACAGGAUGCUGCCUUACGAUCGCAACGCGUCACACAGAGCAGUCAACCAGAUUAUUACACCGCUGCAGACGGCAGCCGAAUCGAUCUCAACGCCAUGGCGCAGUUUGAUCCGUACCUCAAUGCCCUAGGCCUACUUCCAGAUCCAACAUGGCCAAUCGCCGACUACGAUCUCAAUUCGGCAGGCCCAGGUGGCAUGCAGGGAUUUGCGCAAGACCAAACCAUGAGCAACGAUGCACAUUUAGGCCAUUUGGGACAAAUGGGCCUUGGUUUUGGCCCACCGGGCGGAACCCAAAACGCAAUGCAGGACUGGUUCUCUAGUUCGCGGUACCUGAUGAACCUCAUGGAACCAGGCGACGACAUGCAGAUGCCAGAUUUGGACCUGUAA
This is a messenger RNA of Exserohilum turcica Et28A, 2364 nucleotides long. RefSeq lists its product as uncharacterized. Gene Ontology annotation, biological process: DNA-templated transcription; regulation of DNA-templated transcription. The coding region runs from base 1 to 2364 and encodes 787 amino acids. Gene Ontology annotation, molecular function: zinc ion binding; DNA binding; DNA-binding transcription factor activity, RNA polymerase II-specific. The record is from RefSeq and is a predicted model, not a curated record. The transcript has 7 exons. NCBI's taxonomy places the organism in Eukaryota, Fungi, Ascomycota, Dothideomycetes, Pleosporales, Pleosporaceae.